Molecule: messenger RNA, 816 nt
Organism: Melampsora larici-populina 98AG31
Lineage: Eukaryota; Fungi; Basidiomycota; Pucciniomycetes; Pucciniales; Melampsoraceae
Exons: 2
Coding region: 1-816 (271 amino acids)
Source: RefSeq, a predicted model, not a curated record
AUGGCUUGCCCUGAACAAAACACAACCAUCACAACCUCAACUGCACGCGACCAGUUCAUCAAGAAUAUCCGACGUGACCUGAUUUCCCAUUCAACAGGUUCAAAACACGAGUCUAAGAAGUCGUGUGGUUCACUCGUUGCUCAGGCCACUCGAUUCAACUCCUCUCUGGACCGCAUCACCGGGUCAACUUUAAUCAGCAAAGAUGAGAGAGAUUGGCUUUGGGAGGUGAGGGGUGAUCCUGAUUUGAUUGACCGUAGAUUGGGUGGGCACGCCAAACGACCGCGAGACAAAGCCUUCUGUGAAGAUCUUGAUGAUACUAUAGUUGCAAACAUAUCAGAACACGACUCCCAAACCACUGUUACUCCCCGUGUUGCCGCUGCCGAAGCCGACUCCUUUAAUCCCCUUGAGGCGCCUGCAACCACCAAAAUCAUCUUGAAUGCCAAACAAACAGCCAAGCGAAUUCGAACUUUGAGUUCACCCACCACCAUCAUGCUGUCUAGCCUUUCUGGUGAAUCCCUCCAAAGCGGACCAUCUGGAAAUACCCGUUCUAGAACAAAGAAGGUUCUCACCGGCCUGGACCAAGUGGCCGAGAUGACUGCUGCAAUGGAUGGCUUCUCAGUGUACAGCGGGCAUCACACCGAUAUUGAAUUGCCCAAUGGACUGAUUGACCAAGCGCCUGCCUCACAAAAGCCCAAGUCAGAAAUGGUCACUAACGUCUGGGCGGAGUCUGGGGGUUCAGCGGCCAACGUUGGGAUAUGGCUAGGUACGCUUAGAGACCACCCUAUAUUUCAUCUAUCUGUCCAAGCUGAUUCCUGA